Vitis vinifera (wine grape) is the source of this 1043-nucleotide messenger RNA. RefSeq names its product auxin-responsive protein SAUR64. Bases 506 to 952 code for a protein of 148 amino acids. NCBI's taxonomy places the organism in Eukaryota, Viridiplantae, Streptophyta, Magnoliopsida, Vitales, Vitaceae. The transcript has a single exon. Gene Ontology annotation, biological process: response to auxin. The record is from RefSeq and is a predicted model, not a curated record.
AUGAAGCAGGUUGGACCCAACAUGUCGAAAUCCAGCUAAGAGGAUACCAAAGAGUGGCUUUGAUUGUCUUGACAGUGAAUGAGAAAAUGCUUUCUGCUCAUGAUUAAGCUUUGCCCAGCUCUCCAAAAGUCCCAAUCAGGACUCACUGAACUCAGUUUUCACAUAUUUUUGAAGGUAACUGUGAUUUAUGAGCUGGAAGCUAAGAUGAUUGUCUCCAGUAUGUUCUUUAACCACCUAGCCGAAAGGAUAUACUCCUUUGCUAUGCUUAUCCAUUCAUUGAUUCCCAACAGACCAAUCCGACAAAUCACAUGUCUCUGCAUCCUAUAAAUCCCAACAGAAGAAUGGUGCAUUUAGUGGCCUGUAUCCUCCCCUAUGGAUAUAUAACUCAUUCACAUCCGUCUCCUUUUACUCAGCCCAACAAUACCAUUUCAGUGUUCUAAGGUCUAAAACUUCCUUUUCUUUCAAUCUCGAAGUUUCCCAUCUCGAUUUUACACAUCCAAACAAAAUGAUCAGUGCCAAGAAGCUCAUCAAAAUGGCAAGGAAGUGGCAGAAGAUGGCUGCCAUCAGGAGGAAAAGAAUCUCAUUGCCUAGAACUAGUAGAGAAGUGGAUGCAGAAAGUUGCAGUACAUCAUCAACUGCUGAAAAGGGCCAUUUUGUUGUAUACAGUGCUGAUGAGAGCCGCUUUGUUGUGCCCUUACCAUAUCUCAACAGCAACAUCUUUAGGGAGCUCUUCAAGAUGUCUGAAGAAGAGUUUGGACUGCCCAGCAAUGGCCCCAUCACUUUGCCCUGCGAUGCAGUCUUCAUUGAGUAUAUAAUCUCUCUGGUUCAACAAUCCAUUGCCAAAGACCUAGAGAAAGCAUUGCUCACAGCCAUAGCAACCGGGCGCUGCUUAUCAACCUCCAAUAUCUGUCAAGAACAAGGAAACCAACAAUUGCUAGUUUGUAGAUGUUAAAGAAAAUUAUACUUUGGUUUUGUAAAUGAUCCAUUGAAUUGUAUCCAAAUGAGCUUACAUACAUAAAAGUAGUACUCUGAAAUUACAGUUA